Molecule: messenger RNA, 2001 nt
Organism: Mercenaria mercenaria
Lineage: Eukaryota; Metazoa; Mollusca; Bivalvia; Venerida; Veneridae
Product: sodium- and chloride-dependent glycine transporter 2-like
Exons: 11
Coding region: 385-2001 (538 amino acids)
Biological process (GO): sodium ion transmembrane transport
Cellular component (GO): membrane
Source: RefSeq, a predicted model, not a curated record
AAUUAUAAGCACGGAGUCAUUUCUCUUUAGUAGUAGAGUUAAGUUUAACUUUUGUUCAAAGUCGUUAUAAAGCACAGUGUACUCAUACUGAAAUUUGACCUUUUAUCUGUUAGCAAAUACAAAGCAUAUAACGAUUAUUGACUUAACGACUUUCUGUUUUAUUUUCAGUUGUGUCGUUCAGCACGAUUGAAUCGCACUUCGUAGACAGAUACACACUUGACAAAUUAUUGAAACUACAUGUUCAUGUUAUUUUUAGAUGUGACCCGACGCGUUGAAAAGGAUUAUUUGGUUGAAUUUUGUUAACUCAAUUUUAAAAGUUGUUUCCUAAAGAUGGCAUCGUUCUGAAUCGUGGUCUAUUUUUUACCAGACAUUAUCUUUGCAAACAUGGAUGAAUGUGAAGGAACGCCGCUACAGGAGGACAAUAAACCUUCAAAAGAAAGCGAAAAUUCUCGUGACAGUGACAUAUCCGGAAUGAAGAAAAAGUCUCAGUUUUCCGGAUCUUGCAGUUUCAUGGUUUCACUGUUAGGUUAUUCUAUGGGAACCUCGGAUUUCUGGAGAUUUCCUUAUCUUGUUUUCCGAAAUGGAGGAGGAGCUUUCCUGCUACCAUUUGCAUUGUUUAUGGUGUUGGUUGGACUACCAAUGUUGUUCUUUGAAGUGUCUGUAUCGCAGUUCUCCGGAAACGGGCCUCUUAGCAUGUGGAGUAUAGCACCAUUCUUUAAAGGUAUCGGAUAUACAUUGCUUGUGAUAAACUUGCUGAACAAUGUGUACUACAAUAUUUUGAGAGCGUGGAUCCUGGAGUACUUUGUGAACACUUUCCAAGCCGAAUUACCUUGGAUUGGCUGUAAUCAUCAAUGGAACGAACAAGGAUGCGUAACUAUGAAAACUGACAAUUUCACGUCUAGCGUUACUGAACGUGACAAAAACGGAACGGAUUAUCAUUCCAGAUUGAGAAUUCCUGUCGACAACAUUUCAGAUGUGACGAAAAUGACAGCUGCUGAACAGUUUUGGCAAUACAAGGUCCUUCAGCUGUCGUCUGGACUUGGUGAUUUUGAUGGUAUUCUCUGGAACUUUGUUCUCUAUAUCUUCAUCUGGCGGUUGCUAGUCUCCCUGUGUAUGAUUAAAAGUAUUAAAUCAAUUGAAAAGGUUAUGUUUGUGACAGUAUUUGUGCCUAUAAUUCUAAUGUUGAUCAUAUGGGUCCGUUCCCUGAUGCUUGAAGGAGCCAUUACUGGUAUGUUGUACUACAUCACUCCAACAUUCGACAGGAUAACUGAUUCAAAGGUAUGGCUAGAGGCCGCGUUGAUGGCAUGUUAUACUCUUGGACCAGGCUGGGGCACCAUACCCAUGAUUGGAAGCCACAACAAGUUCCAUGGAAAUAUUAUAAGAUAUUCCGUUUUAUCAACGAUUUGCGAUUUCUUCAGCUGUAAUGAAUGGUCUCAUAUGUUUUCAUCCUUGGGAAUGCACACGACAUGGCCUGAUUGGAAGAAACAGGUGUUAUCCACAGAAACGGUCAUGAACUGCUUGGAAGAUAUGUUCCCAAAAUGGUUCAAAGGUACAAGAAGACUUUUUAUGAUUGCCUUUAUCAACGCCGGCUUCUUUCUCCUAACUAUUCCAUUUUGCACGAGGGGAGGAAUGUAUCUUUUCCAACUGUUAGACUGGUAUGCUGCUGCCUGGACACUACUGUUUGUUUGCUUCAUAGAAUGUGUCGUGUUUACCUGGGUAGUGUUGAUUCUGUCUUUUGUUCAGUACCGUCCACCAACAUACGGGAGCUAUAGUUACCCUGCAUUCGUGAAGUUAUCGGAAGAAAUAAAAAGACACUCUGAUUCCUGGGGACCAUAUGAUGACAUUGCAUGGAAGAAUACACAUGACAAAGGCAGAGAAUAUAUAGGAUUUGUCUGUACUUUCAUAUACAACCUUACAGGCAGAUCUAAGGAAACAAAAGCAGCGACAUAUCAUAGCAACGAACCACAUUUAUAUAAAGAUAUCAAAUCAACAGAUGUUUAG